Penicillium subrubescens is the source of this 2400-nucleotide messenger RNA. Its product is annotated as SPX domain protein. The coding region runs from base 1 to 2400 and encodes 799 amino acids. The record is from RefSeq and is a predicted model, not a curated record. The transcript has 2 exons. Lineage: Eukaryota; Fungi; Ascomycota; Eurotiomycetes; Eurotiales; Aspergillaceae. Gene Ontology annotation, cellular component: fungal-type vacuole membrane; vacuolar transporter chaperone complex.
AUGAGGUUCGGAAAGACGCUGCGGAAUGCGGUGUACCCGCCCUGGAAGGGCAAGUACAUUGACUACGCUAAGCUGAAGUCCCUUCUGCGCGAGCAUGAUGUCACAGGUGCGGAUGCGGACGCCAGCGACUCAGACGAGAGCCAGUGGACCGAGCAAGACGAAGAGGCCUUUGUGCAGGAACUUCUCAACGUUCAGCUAGACAAGGUCAAUACCUUCCAAUCAGAGACCUCGCAGCAGCUCCGAGAGCGUACCACCGCGUGCGAGGCCAAGCUUCGCCCGUUGGCACCGACCACCAGCCAGGAACCUUCGGACAUGGACGAUCCAGAGAAGCGCACAAUCGCUUCGGAAGUUCUGCAAGAACUCGACAACAUCACCAAGGAAGUCAGUGAGCUCGAAAAGUACAGCCGUAUCAACUUCACGGGUUUCCUCAAAGCCGCCAAGAAGCACGAUCGCAAGCGUGGUGCCCGUUACCGCGUCAAGCCCCUGCUGCAAGUGCGCCUGUCUCAAACACCCUUCAAUUCCGAGGACUACUCCCCGCUGGUGCAUCGUCUGUCGGUGAUGUACUCGUUUGUGCGCGAGACCCUGAGCCAGGAUAUUGUGCAACCUAAGGAGCCAGAACGUGGGUUCGGACGAGAUGUUUAUUCGUCCUAUAAAUUCUGGGUGCACGUCGACAAUGUUCUCGAGGUCAAGACUUUUAUCCUCCGCCGGCUGCCUGUGCUGAUUUACAACCCCGGAAGCUCGAAACAUUUGGAUGGUCUGACCGACGACCCAACCAUCACCUCCCUUUACUUUGAUAACCGCCAGUUUGAUCUCUAUAACCAAAAGGUCGCUCGUGCCUCUGAAGCCGGCUCUUUGAGGCUGCGGUGGACCGGACAGCUCAAGGACAAGCCACCUAUCUUCUUGGAGAAGAAGAUUGUAGCAGAGGACGACAGCAGCCGUGAGAUCAGAGUGCAGCUCAAGGAGAAGCACAUCAAGGAGUUCCUGGAUGAUGAGUACCACUUGGACAAGCAAGUUCACCGAAUGGAAGACAUGAAUGAUGGCGAGGGCUCCGUCGAGGCUCAAACCCUGAAGAGCAAUGUGGAAGAGUUGCAGGCUUUCAUUAAGGAACACAACCUGCAGCCCAUGCUACGAGCUAACUAUACCCGCACUGCAUUCCAAAUUCCUGGCGAUAAUCGCAUUCGCAUCUCCCUCGACACCAAUCUCGCUCUGAUUCGUGAGGAUUCCCUCGAUAGCGAGCGCCCUUGCCGUGAGCCUUCCGAAUGGCAUCGCACUGAUCUGGAUGAUGCUCGCAUGUCAUACCCCUUCGACGCUAUUCGAACUGGCGAAAUAGUUCGCUUCCCCCACGCUUUGCUCGAGAUUAAGCUGCGUGGUAAGGCCCACGAUGCUGAGUGGGUGAAUGACCUGAUGUCUUCUCACUUGGUCAAGGAUGCACCCCGCUUCUCCAAGUUUGUUCAUGGUACCGCCCAGCUCUUCGAGGAUCACGUCAACAGCUUCCCCUUCUGGCUUAGUGCGCUGGACAACGACAUCCGUCGUGACCCGGAAACUGCGUUCCACGAGGAACAAGAGCGCCUAGCCAAGCGUGCUGAGGACGACAUGGCCGUUGGCAGUUUCAUGGGCGGCACAGGCAGCCCCAGUGGCCCCUUGUCUGCAUCUCCCUUCAGCCGGUGGGGUGAGCCUGGUAGCCGCUCUGCCAUGCGUCGUGCCUCUGGCAUCAGCGAGGGCCAGAACCAAACACAACGACGUAUCUCUGUCGUUGCGCCUCACCCGCGCCGUGAACCCGAGCCCGUUGCCGAGCCUGUCGAGGAAUCCCAGGAACCCGAGGAGCCUCCCUCCCGAUUUGCCGCAGUUUUCAAGUCGCUCGGUAUCAACCCCAAUAACUGGACUGGUCGGGAAGUUGUCUCCCUGCCCCCUGGUGUGCGCCACCCGGGCAUUUGGAUCAAGGACUCUGGUCCCGUUCGUGUGGAAAGCAAGGUCUGGCUCGCCAACCAGCGUACAUUCAUCAAGUGGCUACACAUCAGUAUCCUCCUGUCCAGUCUGUCUUUGGGCUUGUACAAUUCUGCCGGCAAACACAACCGGAUCGCUCAAGCUUUGGCUAUUGUCUACACUUUCUUUGCCCUGUUCUCUGCCGCCUGGGGCUGGUACAUGUACGAGAAGCGCGCGCGACUCAUUCGACAGCGCAGCGGAAAGGAUCUCGACAACAUGCUCGGUCCGAUCGUAGUGUGCAUUGGUCUGGCUGUUGCGCUAGUCCUCAACUUUGCCUUUAAGUACAAGGCUGUGUUGAACCAAAGUAACGACAGUGGUCUGCCAGUGCACUCCAAUUCUACUGCCUUUGUCGGUGUGCAAUCCGUCUCCUUCCGCGACGGCGCUGCGCAGCUGAUGAACCAGCAGCAGGUGCUGUAA